AGUAAUCCGGAAAUGACGAGACGUCUCUCCUCUUGAAGCAUGCUUGAAUGGCGGUGACCUUAGUUCUCACACUGUAAGGCUGAAAAGUUUCAAACUGCGAACACCCUCGUCGGUCGGAGCCCUUUCUGAAUCCCUCGGCCUGACGACGCGACCAUGGCGGAGGCUCACCAGGCGAGAAUCGGGGCUGCGGUGGAGGAAAUGGUGCAGACCCUGGAGAGAGACCACAUCAGAGUCAUGCAGGGUCGCAUGUUCCGCUGCAGCGCCGACUGCUGCGACCGAUCCUCAGACUCCAUGUCUCAGGUGCACCAAUGCAUCGACAGGUGUCACACUCCUCUGGCCAAAGCCCAGGCGCUGGUUACCUCUGAGCUGGAGAAGUUUCAGGACCGUCUGACCAGAUGCACCAUGCACUGCAAUGACAAAGCCAAGGACCUCUUUGACUCUGGCGCCAAGGAGCCGGCCGUCCGCUCCCUGAUGGACCGCUGCGUGGGCACCUGUGUAGAUGACCACAUGAAUCUGAUCCCCAGCUUGACCCGGCGGAUUAAAGACAACUUGGACUCUCUCCAGCAAUGACAGCUUGAGCUUGUUACCACACAGGUGUAGGCUGCCAGACGAAUGUGUGAUUAAAUGAAGGCUGACUUGCUGUUAAUGUUGAUAAAUGUUUUUAUGUUCACAGUAUCAUGACAAAAACAGUGAGUAGCUUUUAUUUAAUCACAUGAAGUUUUCAGCUCUUAGGAUUCUUUUUUUUUUUUUUUUUUUGGUGUUUGUAAGCGAAUGUGUGUCCGAAUUUAACUUACUGCAGUUUUUUUGUAUGAAUAAAUGGUACAUAAAUAUUCAAAGAUU
Molecule: messenger RNA, 840 nt
Organism: Synchiropus splendidus (mandarinfish)
Lineage: Eukaryota; Metazoa; Chordata; Actinopteri; Syngnathiformes; Callionymidae
Gene: timcc
Product: family with sequence similarity 136 member A
Exons: 3
Coding region: 154-570 (138 amino acids)
Cellular component (GO): cytoplasm
Source: RefSeq, a predicted model, not a curated record